AUUCUGCUACUGGGAAUAGGGACGGAAUGCGAAGGCAUCUGCGAUAGCCUGAGAGGUCAGCAUAUGCCAGUCAGAGCAGCAAAGCAGCAUGGCAGCUGCAUUCUUGGACGGGAAAGAUGCACACUCACUCCUUAAGCGCUUCCCGCGGGCCAAUGGCUUCCUGGAGGAGCUCCGGCAGGGCAAUAUUGAGCGCGAGUGUAUGGAGGAGAGCUGUAGCUUCGAGGAGGCCAAUGAGGUGUUUGAGAACAAGGAACGCACGAUGGAGUUCUGGAAGAUGCGCAGCAUGGGCAGUAAUGCCGAGUCCCGCUCCGACAGUAAGGAUGUGGUGUUUAUGGUGGUGCCCCUCCUGGUCAUGACGCUGCUGGCGCUCAUCGGGCUCUUCCUCCUGUGGCGCUGCCAGCUGCAGAAGACCAUGCGGCGCCGGUGGCCGGCCUACCCGCAGAACCGCUACCUGGCCAGCCGCAACUCGCGCAGCCUGCCGCGCAUCCUGGUGCACCGAGACACGCCGCCGCCGUCGUCGUCGUCCCACGCCGACCAGUCCCACCACCAACAUCACCACCACCACCACCACCAGCACCCGGCGGCCGCCUCCGGCCCCGUCCUCCCCGAGCCCCCUCCCUGCCGGCCUACGGUGAUCAUCAGCGGGGUGGAGCGAGGCGGAGGCGGAGGAGGAGGGAGGGGGGGCGGAGGGGCGUCCGAGGCCCCGCACCCGCCCAACGGCCGCGCCCUGUACGUGAAGGAUUCGUCGGCGUCGGUGGCGUCGCGUCUCUCGGGGGCCACGCCGCCGCCGUCGUACGAGGAGGUGACGGGCCACGCCGAGAGCAGCAGCGACGAGACCUCCGCUCCCUACAGCGACCCGCCGCCCAAGUACGACGAGAUCAUCAAGGACAAGUGAACUUGUGACGCCAGGACGGUAGACAGUGGCAGGGAUGAGAGGGAGAAGAGACCUUUUUUCAAUUUUGUCAAAACGCACCCUUUCUCUUUCCAACUCCGAGGGGUGUUUUUGUAACGCCGGUUGCUGCCAGAGCAUGCCAUUGAUGUGAGUGUUUGGCUUUGCAUCUGACUUCCCUUUCCUCUCGUCGUUGAUUGCCUUGGGGGAGUGUGUUUUGCGUGUAGCUGCCUAAGUGUUUGGCUGUGUUCCGUUGGAUGAUGCUGAAAAGAAAACGCAACCUCUCUAUGACAACAGUAAGCGCAGGCUCAGGUCUUCACCCCUCCACCUGUUGUGCCAUGUCCUCUGUCCCACCACUCACAAAGGGCACUCUCUUUCUCUCUCUCUCUCUUUCUCUCUCUCUCUCUCUCUCUUUCUCUCUCUCUUUCUUUCUCUCUCUUACCUUGUAACGCCUCAACUUUGGCCUUAACAUUUGAAGAAGGGACUCAGAUCAUAAUGAAGGGGGGGGGGGAAGGGGAUGGAACACACUUCCUCUACAUCUACAGUUUUAGAACAUUCCUGACAUUUAACACAAAGCCCAUCAAGUAGGGCGAGAUCUGAAGGUUCCUGAGGUCAUGUGAUGAAAUAUACUUCAGAGCUACUUAUGGAACCAUAUAUGUUCCACAGAGUCUAAAGAGGGAAAACAAAGUUAAUUAUGAAUAAUUAUGAUUCACAUUUCAUGUGCCAAAAUGGGGAUUUGUAUCAUUCCUGUAAGAUAAACUUAAGGUAAAGUUUACGUCACAGAGAAGCAUUCUUAAAAAAUGUAAUGUGUUUAAUAUUUACUUAUUGGAGUGCCAAAAAUAUAUUUAUCGGUAUCCUGAGAACUGCCCUGUAUGCACUGCCAACAUACACACACACACACACACUCACACAUACACACACAAAGUGUACACAUGUACAGAGACGCACACUUGUAUAAACGCUUGUGUAUCUUAUAAAGUGCAUAAUCAGUGUAUCAGCCAGGAAUCCUACUGAGACAGAAACAUACACACAUGCAUGUGCAGGCACACACACACACACACACAAGCACAACAUUCAAAGAAUGAGUCUACUGUACAUUCCGGUUUAAAUACCCCAACACAAUCUUUGACUGUUUACUCUUUGAAUGACAAAAGACAACCAAGUAAGAUUGUACAGAACACUAGCCUACUUAACCUUGCGCUGCACUGUUUCAAUACUUUUCUGUGCUGCCUACAUAAUUGUGGUCUGUCUUAUCUAGACUUGGUGACUGUCGAUAAUGCUAGGACCAUGAUUCAUCAGCCAAGCAGCCCAGCAUACAAGAACAGCUGCCCUAUGCUCAGGUUUUAUCCAAUGUUAAACAGCACAAACCUAGUGAGUUUAACACACUGCCAGAACUGAGAAGACCUCAGAGCUUUUACAGCUGGACAGAACAUGAGCGAGAGAGAAACGCCAUUGACAAGUCACCGAAGACUGGUGGACACGUAGUCUUUCAAGUGACCGUGCGCUUACUUACAAUAUCUAAAUGGGUCUGGUGAUCGCGCUAUCGUGCAAUUGGCUUUAGUUGUGAAUUGACUUGACUGACUGACUGACUGACUGACUGACUUAACUUACUAAUACUCUGUCCGGUAAAGACAUUGUGAUCCAUCAAGGCAAGAGUAUUCAUUGUGCCCCAAAGCACUGGAAAAGUGUUUCUUGUCUUACCCAACAUGAGUGCUAGUGGGACGAUUAUAUACUAAAUGCAGUCAAAGCACUAUAAUAUACUGUGUUGAAGAGUCAAAGAGACGUGGUUGUGUCUGUGUGUGUGGGUGUGUGUGUCUGUGUGUGUGUGUGUGCAGUGUGCAGUGCGUGUGCGUGCACACUGUAUGCUCUUGUGAGUGUGUGUGUUCAGUGAGUUUUUACUUGGAGGCGUGUCUGUGUAUUAAAAUGUACGUUUUCUGUAGGAAAAAAAUCUAAACAUUAAUGAUGGGAAGAAAAUCACUGUCAUCCACAUAUGAACAUCAUUCACUUAAUGUGUACAAGCUGCCAAAACCAUCUUGCACCUCUAUGCCAAAUUGCAUGACAUUUUUUUAUAUUUAUCUAUUUAUUUAUUUAUUUAGUAAUGAUCAUCCUGCUGUAUUUUGCUUUUAUGGACUUUCUAUGUUUUCUAGAGUUGCAAAUGACUUAAAUGAGUUGGCUAUCAAUAUUGAUCAGUUUGAAUUUUUGACUAAUUCUUGAAUAAUUGAUGUUUUGUAUAUAAAGAAUAGAUACAUAUAUAUUGCUAUUGUAAUUGGUGCAUCUGCAAUAUAGGAUCAGUUUGAGUCUGUACCAUGUUUUUGAAUUCACCACAAUAAUUUAAAUCAUAAUGUGUCAGUGGGUGAGUUAACAAAUUGGAGUUAAACUAUUCUAUAUGCUUGUGUAUGUACCAUAUGUACACAUAUAUUGUCUAUUUAAUAUUUUGGCACAGUCCGGUUAUGGGUUUCAUUCAGAGUUGAUUAAUGCAUGAAUGUAUUUUGGUUUUGGACUUUUGAGUUAAAGUCAGUUAAAGUGUGCAUCUGAACAAAUUCGAAAGCUAAUUGUUCUUACUAAACUUUCUUUCUUUUUUUUUUUUUUUUUUGGUUAGGUUUUGUGAAUUUGAUGCAGAGAAUCAUUUAAUAAUUCAAAUAUUGGGCUUUCUGUGCAACAAUCAGCUACUCCUGGAUCUGGAGGUAGCUUUUCCCAAAGAGAACUCUUAAGCCAGUUAAACCUAGGGCCAUGCGAGAGAGCUUUCUUUGUUUGUUUCUUUCUUUUUUGAAAUAAAAAAAAGAAGACAAAAAACAAACACUUCUGUUCUGUAGCUGCCUUAGAGGUUGAUGUCUUCCAUCAUCUCUCUCUUUCUUUUUCUCUUUGUCAGAAAUACAGAAGUCAUGCUAAAAAGCAUAUCUUAUGAGUUAUAACUUGAUCGAUCUUAGACAUUAACCAAGGCAUCCUAUGUACGGCUGACAGCAUUCACAUAGUGACAUAUUCUCUUGCCCUCCACUGUGGUUUUCCCUUGUUUGAAAUAUAAAGAGAAAUUGUAAAAUAUAAUUUGCCUUCACUGACACCACGCUUGUAGCCUGGAUGAACCCAGACAAACCUGUUAGCCUGUUAGGACCCCAUUGACUCCUGUUUCUGAACUUCCCGUUUUACAACUUUCAGCAGCGAAAUGAAACUUAAAUUGUUGCAUUAUGCUCUUACCAAACAAUUUCAGUGCAGCAAGCACAUCUUUCUGGUAAACAAAGGUUUUAAAUGCAAGUUGUUUACUCAAUUCCAAAGAAAAUACACAUCAAUAUCUGUUGUCAUCAGUGCAGCCAUUUGUUGCGUUGAAUGGUUUUGAUAAUUCUAAGAUGGGCGUCAAUGGGAUUCUUUCGAAACGGACCUGCAAAGCAAACUUUAAUACACAGAUUUGUCUGGGUUCACCCAGACUACCACACUUGUCCAUAGGCCAUCAGAAUUCUUAAUGUAAUUUCACUCCGUUGAGUGUGUUUUUUUCAUCUCCUAGAGAAGCCUAGCCUAAUGAAAUAUAUUUCACAAUAUUGCCAGUCCUUAGUAGCAGCCUAUAUAUCGAGGCCUACAAAAUAUAAAUGGGAUGAAAAGGUGUAGAGGAAUAUUUGACUAUCUGACUCCAUAUCAAAUGCCAUACUCUGAUGUUCCUCUCCUCUCCAGCGCAAGUUUCAUUCCUGUCAGAAUGGUGUUCUUCAGCUUUUAUUUAUUAUAAUUAAUAUGUUGUAACCAUGGUGACCAACUUUUAAUUUUUCUUUCCUAAUUGAGGGAGCAGAGAAAGCCUCUUAAGCGCUGUUAAUGUUGGUUAUGGUUGGUCACAGUGUCAUUUUUUUGUCCCUUCCCAUCCUGCCACCUGUUUGUCACAGUCUUGUCUGUCUAAGUGCCAAAUCUUGUCUUAGAAAGCACUGAUACCUUUUGUGAAUAUAUUAAAUCAAGGAUUUUAUCU
Sardina pilchardus (European sardine) is the source of this 4832-nucleotide messenger RNA. RefSeq names its product transmembrane gamma-carboxyglutamic acid protein 3 (gene prrg3). Bases 89 to 895 code for a protein of 268 amino acids. Gene Ontology annotation, cellular component: extracellular region. The transcript has 4 exons. The record is from RefSeq and is a predicted model, not a curated record. Lineage: Eukaryota; Metazoa; Chordata; Actinopteri; Clupeiformes; Clupeidae. Gene Ontology annotation, molecular function: calcium ion binding.